This is a messenger RNA of Cucumis melo (muskmelon), 2319 nucleotides long. RefSeq lists its product as uncharacterized. Bases 718 to 2112 code for a protein of 464 amino acids. The transcript is spliced from 17 exons. Lineage: Eukaryota; Viridiplantae; Streptophyta; Magnoliopsida; Cucurbitales; Cucurbitaceae. Gene Ontology annotation, molecular function: protein binding; protein-lysine N-methyltransferase activity. The record is from RefSeq and is a predicted model, not a curated record. Gene Ontology annotation, biological process: peptidyl-lysine monomethylation.
CCUAAUUUCGUUUUCUCUAACUCCUUCUUCAGCUGCCGAGUGCCGACACGGUUUCUCACUGAUUUCCUCCACCAUUGUUACACACUGAAGUAAAUCAUAUAGCAGAUCGAUAUUCAGAACGAUUAGAUUGCAUAAAACCUAACCUUAAACCUACCUUUCCAGAGUAAUUCAAUUUCUGAUGCAAAUUCAAGCCUCAGCCCUAACUCUUUCCUGUCGCCAGUCACUGCUUUAUUGCUUCCAGUUCGUUUAAAAUGCUUGCAUUGCAUCGUUAUUCUUUCACCGCAUUGUUGGAUUAAGCCUCAUAUUGAGGAAAUAUGUUUUUCGAUAAUGGUUGAAUUUAUGUUGCGAUCGAUGCCCCUUAAUCACCUCUUUGCCUCGUCUAAUUGAAGUUUUGAGUUUUGGAGUGUAAAUUGAUUUUUUUUUCUCAUAUUUUUUUUUGAAUUUUUAGGUUGUGAGUCAAGGGCGACGGAUGUGAUGAAGAAUUCUUAGUGGGGCCUCUGUUGGAAUGAGUAUAGAAUUGAAUCGGAAAUAUAUAGUAUGAAAGUGAAAAGCCGUUGGAGAAGGAAAUCCUUAAAAUAUGGAAUUGAAAGGCCGUUGUUAGAACUGUAAGUUGCAGAACUUCUCUCUUACUCGUCAACCAUUUGGACUCAUUGGAGUACUAUGGGCAUUGCAUUUUUUGCAUAAAAUACAAGGUAAUAGAACUUUGAGAUCUCUUAAAUGCUUUUGGGAGUUCGAUUAUACAAUAUAUGGCGAUGGCAGACAUCUCCAGUACUCUCUACUUCUAAUGCUUUCUACUUCAAUAGCCACUUCUCAACGUUUUCUCUUCACAAGGAACUAUAUUCCUUGGCUGAGAGUAACGAUGACACAUUUCUACCAUGGUUGGAACAAAAAGCAGAGACGAAGAUCUCGUCAGUGCUUUCUAUUGGGAAAUCUUCCAUCGGAAGGUUUCUGUUUGCUUCUGAGACUAUACGGGCGGGAGAUUGUAUUUUAAAGGUUCCUUUCAAUGUGCAAAUUUCACCUGAUAUUCUUCCUCUACCCAUUAGAGAUCUUUUAGGCAAUGAGAUUGGAAAUGUUGCCAAGCUCGCUGUUGUAAUUCUUCUUGAACAGAAACUGGGCCUGGGUUCUGAGUGGGCGCCUUACAUCAUUCGACUUCCUCAACCAUCGGAAAUGCAUAACACAAUAUUUUGGAAAGAAAGUGAGUUGGAGAUGAUUCGUAAAAGCUUUUUAUAUGAGGAAUCACUUAAUCAAAGAUCACAAAUCAAAAGGGAAUUUCGGGCAAUCAGGAAAGCUCUGGAAGCCUUUCCUGAAAUUAUUGAUAGGAUCAGUUGCGAUGAUUUCAUGCAUGCAUAUGCCCUUGUUACUUCUAGAGCAUGGAGAAGCACCGAGGGUGUCUCUCUGAUUCCAUUUGCAGAUUUUUUAAAUCACAAUAGUGCUUCAGAAGCAAUGGUACUAAAUGAUGAUGACAAACAGCUCUCUGAGGUUGUUGCUGAUCGUGAUUAUGCCCCUGGUGAACAUGUACUAAUAAGGUAUGGGAAGUAUUCAAAUGCUACGUUGAUGUUGGAUUUUGGGUUUACGCUUCCAUACAACAUUCAUGAUCAGGUUCAGGUCCAGGUUAAAACUGUUAAAGGUGAUCCUUUGGCGAGAAUAAAGCUGGAACUUUGGCGAAGAAGUUGCACACCAGGUACCGACUAUGUUAAAGGUGUUUACUCCACUGGGAAUUCUUUCACCAUCAGGGAAGUGAGAUGUGCCACAGGGAAAGGGAGAGGGCUUCCCCAAUCACUUCGUGCAUUUGCUCGUAUUUUGUCUUGCACUAAUCCUCAGGAGUUAAAUGAAUUAAGUUAUGAAGCCGUUAAUGGUGAUGGUCGAUUGGCUCGAAUUCCACUGAAGAAUGUCAAUAAAGAAGUUGAAGCACAUCGGAUUUUGCUCUCUCAAUUCAAACAAUUAGUUGAAGAGUAUAAUGCAUCUAUUGAGGCAAUAGAGCCGGUUGAUUCUCCUUGUCUGUGCAGAAAGUUGGCACGACGAAGGCUAAUGGCCCAACAUCUUCUCACCGGUGAGGUUCGCAUCCUCAAGUCUGCUAUUGCUUGGCUGGAAAAUUAUUGUGAUGCCAUUUAGAUUCACCUCUUGUAUAAAUUGGAUAGUGUGGAUCAUUUCCAAUUGCCAACAUAUCCAUGUAACUUUAGGCCUUUGGCAAUCCAUGCUUCAAUAGCACCAUGGCCUGGUAUGUAAUCUUCUUCUUUUUGAGGUUGAUUCUACUAAAUUUACUUCUCUUGAGCUUUAUUCUUUUUAGCGUGCUUUGGUUGCUAUUGCUCUCUACUGUAA